Messenger RNA from Strongyloides ratti, 465 nucleotides. RefSeq names its product Ubiquitin-conjugating enzyme E2 G1. Gene Ontology annotation, molecular function: ubiquitin conjugating enzyme activity. The record is from RefSeq and is a predicted model, not a curated record. The transcript is spliced from 2 exons. The coding region runs from base 1 to 465 and encodes 154 amino acids. NCBI's taxonomy places the organism in Eukaryota, Metazoa, Nematoda, Chromadorea, Rhabditida, Strongyloididae. Gene Ontology annotation, biological process: protein polyubiquitination; proteasome-mediated ubiquitin-dependent protein catabolic process.
AUGUCUCAUACUCAAGGAAAACUACUAUUACAAAAACAAUUACAAGAACUACAAAAAAAUCCAGUUGAUGGAUUUUCUGCUGGACUGGUAAAUGAUGAUGAUGUAUACAAAUGGGAAGUUCUUAUUAUUGGACCACCAGAUACAAUUUAUGAAGAAUAUCCACAACGACCUCCUAAAAUGAGAUUUAUCUCAGAGAUGUGGCAUCCUAAUAUUGCAAAAAAUGGUAGUGUUUGUAUUUCUAUUCUUCAUGAACCAGGUGAUGAUCAUUUUGGUUAUGAAAGACCGGAAGAACGUUGGCUACCUGUACAUACUGUUGAAACAAUAUUAUUGAGUGUUAUAUCAAUUCUCGCUGAUCCAAAUUCUGAAUCCCCGGCUAAUGUAGAUGCAGCCAAAGAAUUUAUUAAUAAUUAUGACGAGUUUAAAAAGAAAGUAGCCCAAUGUGUGAGAAAAAGUCAAGAAGAAUGA